GUGGUCGUGGUUGUCUGGUUGUGAUUGUGGUCGGGUGAUUGUCUUGUGUGGCCAUGGUGAUCGUGGUCGUGGUUGUCUGGUUGUGAUUGUGGUCGGGUGAUUGUCUUGUGCGGGCAUGGUGAUCGUGGCUCUGGUCGGCUGGUAUGGUGUGGUGGUGGGACACGGGCAUUUGGUGGCCGUGAUUAACUAUGUCAAUGACUGGGUGCCGAGGUGCGAGUACAGCUCCGGUUGCAGCGCGAGUACAAGCGGCUGCUGAAGAACCCGGUGUCAUCGAUCCUUGCUGCCCCGUCGAGCAAAUCGGUCUACAUCUGGUACUAUGCCCUGUUUGGACCGAGUGGCACGCCCUAUGCGGGUGGAGUCUACUUUGGCAAGCUUGUCUUCCCACAGAACUACCCCAAUGGUCCCCCGGCCAUCUACAUGAUCACGCCAUCGGGCCGAUUCCAGGUCAACUCGCGGCUGUGUCUCUCGAUGAGCGACUUUCACCCCGAGUCGUGGAACCCGCUCUGGUCCGUCUCGUCCAUUCUCUCGGGCUUGCUCUCGUUUAUGGUUGAGGAGACUCCGACGCACGGUUCUGUCUCGCGUUCGCCUGCUGAUCGCCGCCGCCUCGCUGCGCGCUCCAUGACAUUUAACCGCAAAGAUCCUGUCUUUGUCGAGACCUUUCCCGACCUGGUUGAAGCAGCUGCCGAUGGCUCGAUUGCGCCGCCGGCUCUGCCACCCAACGAAGCUGCUCUUUGGCACGAGGCGUACGAGCAACAUCAGUCUGGAGCCGGCGCCUCCUCCAGUGUCGACGGGUGCGGGGGCGCAAGUGGGGGCCGUAGCGAAGACGAGAACGAGGUUACCGUCGUCGCCGUCAUCCAAACCGUGGUCCUUGCCGUGUUGGUGAGCGGCUGCGCCGUCGCCAUCGCCUACUACGACUCGCCGCUAGACGCUCUAGCCGAUCUGCGCCACAUUGUCGACAUCUGAUGCAUAUCCCGUCUGCUACAGCGCACUGGAGCGCCAGGCACCGACGAUUCAUCCGCAACUGGUAAACCCCACGUUCACGCCAA
Messenger RNA from Thecamonas trahens ATCC 50062, 1046 nucleotides. Its product is annotated as ubiquitin carrier protein E2 34. Bases 418 to 963 code for a protein of 181 amino acids. NCBI's taxonomy places the organism in Eukaryota, Apusomonadida, Apusomonadidae. The transcript has a single exon. The record is from RefSeq and is a predicted model, not a curated record.